AUGCCUGAGGGUGAUUCCUUCCUCCCUCGCAUCCAGUCGGUCUUCUACGCCAUCUUCGACGCCCGCCAAGGGCCAAAAAUCGUCUACCAGGUUCCAGAAGGACUUAUUGCAGUCCCCUCUGCUGGACCUUCAUCUGCCUCCAAUGACAAUUCUUCAGUGCCUGCUACGCCCUUAACGGAAGCAUCUUCUCCGUUGCCGACUCCUACACGCCCCGGAAAUGGCCUGGGUUCCCGAACUUCGAGCACAUCGCUCAUUUCUCCUACGGAACACCGGUAUGGAGCACGCAAGCUCUCUUCACCACAGAAGCGAUCCAGCUCUUCUCAGCGUACCCUUUUCAACUUCAAUGAUAUCUCAAUACACCGGAUUAUCGGCUUUCCAGUUGAGCUGAAUGGAGCCAACUAUGAACGGAAUUAUUUCCGCUACAACCUCUGCUUCGUCUUUGACCGUGAAGCCGACCUCAGCUGUUAUGAACCAAUUGUACGGAAAGUCAGUCGCGUCCUGAAGAACUGUGAGGAAGAGUCUGCGUUUCUGUCGUCGAGUCAAACGUCUCCAGCCGUUCAUGCCAUUCUUGAACAGCUCUACGAAGAUUUGAAUUCGUACUCGGAGACAUCUAUUGCGAUUGACCAAUUCAACUCCAUUGAGCUAAAAAUCUUCCCUUUUUACCCCAACCCUCCACAAGUCAAAGACUGGAUGGUACCACUCGCGCUCAUCAAUCUGACAAAGAGGAUAGAGGAGAACUGGGACUUGACAAUGUGCAAGGUGUGCAAAUUCAUCGACGGCGUGAAUCAUGUCAGUCGUAUCGCACACCUGGCCGAUUGUGAUAUUUCGUUGACGCGUCAAGCGAUAUCUCAUUUACUGUACUAUCAAGUCAUCAUGACGAUCGACAUCUUCCAAUACUCCAACAUGUACACUCUGCAUAAAAGCGUGCAAUGGCUCGCUGACGAGUCGCACGUCAAGGACGAGUGCGGUCCAUACGUCACUAAGCCAGGGAGAAGUAUCCCAGAUUGGCCAAAACUCCUUCAUCUCUAUUCUCGGCUGAAACCUGGGAAUACCAUUUACGACUGGAUGAAGGCGUACGAUGUUGAGAACUUAGGAAUUGAUGGAUAUCUACGACGUGUCCACCGAUACCCUAUAUACCUACCACCGGAUCCUUUUGAACCAAUGUCAAGCCAAUUGACGUACCCAGUGGCGGAGAGUGUCUUCGACCCAAUAUCCAACUCAACAUUGGCCCGUAAGCGAGGAAAGAGUCUGUCAGGGACUAACAUCCGUUUCCCCGCCUACAACCCCAUUUCCUCAGACCUGCCACUUCCAUGUUCCAGCCGGCUUCAAGCUCAGGUUUCUAUCGUGGCCCCAGCAACCGCGCUUCCUGAGAGUGCGCCCUUCGGCAACCUAGACACACCUCUAGCCUCCGCAACCCCGGUGAGCAUGUCUGCAACGCAUCGCGCGCGACGGGCCAGCGCAGCGGAGAAAGUCCUUGAGCAACUCCGGAACCGCGACAUUCAAAAAUCAGGCGCGAGCCCGCGCACAUCGUGGAUGAACAUGGGCUUCCAGCACGAGGUGCCCUCAACAGCGAACCUGAUGACCGCGACAACCGCGCCUUCGGCGAUGACGAAUGCGGCGAGUGCGAGCACCACGGCGGUGUCUCCCACCCAUACGGCAGCCCUGGUACAGGAGAGCCCUACGAAGUCGGCCGCGCCGGUUGGGAGGUCAGAGUCGCGCCGCCAGUCGCUCAUUACACCUGCCGUCCCGCCUCCGUCGCCUGUGAUGGCGAAAGUCACACUGACUCCAUCCAGGGUGACGCGUCCGUCGAGAUCGCCGUCGACGACAAUGAUACCGCAGCUGCCUCAAGGCCAAGGACAGUCGACGCAAUCUAACAUCCCUCCAGAGUUCAUCCAAUUACUCGAUGGUGAACAUCAUACAGACGAGCUUUCCGUACGGUUUGAAGCAGGAUGGCCUCUCAUCGAACAAUGGCUACGCGCCAUAGGUGGUGGCGAUGGCGAUGGAGAUUAUGGUAGAGUGGUGGUCAUCUACAAAUGA
Cyclocybe aegerita is the source of this 2037-nucleotide messenger RNA. NCBI's taxonomy places the organism in Eukaryota, Fungi, Basidiomycota, Agaricomycetes, Agaricales, Hemipholiotaceae. The record is from the annotation of a GenBank genome assembly.